AUGCUCAAAAAAUUUCUCCACAUCGCAUUUUUAGUGUUUGCUUCAUGGCUUAACGUCUCAAAGGUCAUGGCCGCGAAACAUGUCAAACUCUAUGACACCAGCUGCGACGUAGUCUACUUGUUUGAGUACGGUGUUGCAAAGUGCGGCAGUGCGUACGAUGGGCAUUCAUAUGAUUGCAGUCCAAAAAAUUGCCGUGAUGGGAAUAAGAAUUAUUCUGUACUGGUUGAUUGUACUCACAACGGUUCGACAGACCAAACCACAUCUCAACAAGAUUGUGCUCAAUAUACUUAUACCAAUGAUGACAAAAACCCGACCCUCAAUUGUAUCAAUACUAAGGGUUAUCAUUAUACAUGCCCUUAUAAUAAAAAUAAAGGCAAAAAGAUUGAAUGUAAGGGUUGCUUUAUGGUGCCGUAG
Molecule: messenger RNA, 414 nt
Organism: Melampsora larici-populina 98AG31
Lineage: Eukaryota; Fungi; Basidiomycota; Pucciniomycetes; Pucciniales; Melampsoraceae
Exons: 5
Coding region: 1-414 (137 amino acids)
Source: RefSeq, a predicted model, not a curated record